AUGGACGGCGUCCACCGCAAGGUCGAGCUACAGUCGCCCGAGGACUUUGCCUACCUGCUCGGCAACGUGCGGCGCGCCGCCCAGGAGAGCAUCGGCGCCGCCUUCCCGCCCGUCGAGGGCGCCGGCGAGGACGAGCUGCGGGUGCGGAUCGAGGAGCUGGUGAAUGAGUACAUAGCAAAAACAUUCACCCUCGCCGCCCCAAACAUCUCCAUCAACGGCCUCCCCGUCCCGGACUCGCUCCUCCCCAAGCCGCCACCCAAGCCCAACAACGCCAAAAAGAACCGACGCGGCAGGAGCAACAACAACCCCCCUCAAGAAGAGGAGAAGGAGGAGGAGGUCGUGUACGAGCCCUUCGACGCCCGCCUGCGCGACCGCAUCCCCGACCUGCUCCGCGAGGAGGAGGACCUGCUGCGCGAGAUCGCCGCGCUCAAGCGCCGCGUGCCCGCGGCCGCCGCCUCCCGCCUCGCCGACUCGCUGCGCGCCGGCCGCGUCGCGGGGCCCGGGGCCGUGGCGCGCGACCUGGCCGAGCGGUCUGGCGGGGCGCGGACGCGCGUGCUGGACGUGGGGAUAGGCGUGGGCGAGGAGGGUUCGGCAGAGAAUGGCGGCGGCGGUGACGCGCCGGGCGUGCUGCAGAGGCCGGCCGAGGCGGAGCGGGCCUUCGCGUCCGCCGUGGACGGGCUCGCGAGGCUGAAGCGUGACAUGCCCGCCACGGUGGCGCGCAUGGAGAGGGCGCGGGCCGCGGGGACGUACGUCAUUGCCGGCCCCUGA
Gaeumannomyces tritici R3-111a-1 is the source of this 768-nucleotide messenger RNA. RefSeq lists its product as hypothetical. Bases 1 to 768 code for a protein of 255 amino acids. Gene Ontology annotation, biological process: mitotic sister chromatid segregation. The record is from RefSeq and is a predicted model, not a curated record. Gene Ontology annotation, cellular component: MIS12/MIND type complex; kinetochore. Lineage: Eukaryota; Fungi; Ascomycota; Sordariomycetes; Magnaporthales; Magnaporthaceae. The transcript is spliced from 3 exons.